Messenger RNA from Mizuhopecten yessoensis (Yesso scallop), 1355 nucleotides. RefSeq names its product acidic repeat-containing protein-like. The transcript has 4 exons. Bases 99 to 1196 code for a protein of 365 amino acids. Lineage: Eukaryota; Metazoa; Mollusca; Bivalvia; Pectinida; Pectinidae. The record is from RefSeq and is a predicted model, not a curated record.
ACAUCCCAUUGUUAGUUGUCUUUGCUGUGUUGCUUUACAAUUCCCAGCUAUCUGAUGGAUCAGUAGAAGAUCAGACCAAACAUAAUGAUAAGCGAGCCAUGGGCAGCAUGUUUCAAGACAUCCUGAAAUCGAUAAAGACAAACUUCGUGCCCGGCAGUAAGAGUAAGAAUCCAAAGGGAGGUGAAGGUGGUGACGGGAAUUCCGGGGGAUCGGCAAGUGGAUCAUGGAAAAACAUGAUACCUGACAUAGCUAAAGCCUUCAUACCGGACGAGGACCAGGAUGAUAACAGCACCUCAACAGAAGACAUACAGGAUGACGAUUCUAGAACUAACAUAACAGAGAUAGAUCCGCAAGCCACCAAAGUUAAUGCUGGUGUCACGGAAAAUAUAGGAGAGGAUAAAAAGAUUCCUAACCAAUCGCCACAGGAUGCAGGAAUACCAGACGACAUGUCGCAAGAUGGUGACAAAACGGAUGAGGACACGCACGUCGAUGACAAACAAGAUGACAUGCAAGACAGUGGUACAAAAGCGGAUGGCUCUGCGGAUAAUGCUAGUGAACCAGGUGAAAAACCAGGAAUGGAAACUGAAAAACAAAAUGAGAAAGUAAAUGAAGGAAUAACGGAAAACAUGGGAGACAAUACCGAUUUAAAAUUAAUGAUUAAUGCAACAACAGACGAAACUGUUACUACGACAGAAGGAGCUGAUGAUCAAAAGGAGUUAGAAGCUGGUGUGCACGACUCAGCAGAAAAUGGUGUUCAUGACAACGAUAAGAUCGGGGAACUCUCCUGGGAAAAUGAGUCGGAGGAAGUACAGGGAGAAGAAGUAGAUACUGGGGACGGAUCAGAAAAUCAGAAAACAAAUGACGAUCAGGAUGAGGCUGAGGAAGAUACGGUAAAAGUGAAUGCUGGAGUGACAGAAAACCUUGGGAAUGACAAUGUCAACCCCAAACCAGUUAAAUCUGCGUCGGCCGAUGGUCAUGACGUCAGCGACGACAAUGUCAAUCCAGAACCCGAGAAUUCUGCGUCGGCCGAUGGUCAUGACGACCACAAUAAUAAAACUGUAACCAUCAAACAAACACUCAAGUUUGAAAAGAGUCAAUCUUUAUCAUGGGAAAGUGAAUCGCCGGAACUACUGGAGGAUGAGAUGGAAAAAGGAAAGGUUGCCAAACAAAUCGAUAAUGAUGCUACCGAGGAUUGAACGAAUCUAGCUGGCUAUUAACAGAAGAAAUGCAGAAGGGCAGAAGAAGGAUGAAGAAUCACUUCGAAAAAUUAUGAUUUUGUUUUUCAAAAUGUGUUCAUGCAUUCUAUAUAUGGUUCGACUUGUUAUUGUUGACCUCUGUUCCAGAUUUUGAUUUAA